Messenger RNA from Ornithodoros turicata, 2176 nucleotides. Its product is annotated as organic cation transporter protein-like. Gene Ontology annotation, molecular function: transmembrane transporter activity. Lineage: Eukaryota; Metazoa; Arthropoda; Arachnida; Ixodida; Argasidae. Gene Ontology annotation, biological process: transmembrane transport. The record is from RefSeq and is a predicted model, not a curated record. The transcript is spliced from 11 exons. Bases 415 to 2022 code for a protein of 535 amino acids. Gene Ontology annotation, cellular component: membrane.
CACGGAAAGCGGGAUGGAUGCGUGUCGGAUUCACUGGUCGGAUUCGACUUGAGCGGGCGUGAGAGAGGAUUCUUGGGCGCGAUCAGGUUCCAAAGUAGCGAGACAAAACAUAGACAACGACGAGAUGCACUUAUCUCACACUGUUUGCGGAACCACAACGUUUAGCACAAUUAUCUCAGGGCUCUGCCGGUCUAUCCUGACGCUGCUCCGUGAAUGAAUGUACGGAAUCAGCGGACAGAAGCUUAUUUGAACCACAUGUGGCAUUCGAUGAAGGAACCGCAUUAACCGAAGCUAUCUAGUAUACUGUCGUAAGCACCACCGCGUAGGUGUAUUCAAGGUCACUGCUCUUCACAACCACCAGCCCGGCCACAACUCUUCUCCGAAUCGCCGGCUACCAGUAAAAACCACAGAACCAUGAAGAAGGUGGAGAUCACAGACAUUUUCGGCAAGUAUGGCGCCUUCCAGCGAGUGGUGUUUAUCUUUGCGGUGACUAUCAGCAUGUUUGGUGCGUACCACAAUCUCAUCAUCACCAUUGUGGCCCCGAAUGUGGACCAUUGGUGCGCACGGACCGAGGGCUACGAAAACCUCACCGUUACGGAGUGGCGGGAAAUGCACAUCCCCGAGGAAAUGGUGGACGGUGUCAGAACGCACAGCCACUGCAACUACUACGUGAACGGCACCAACGGCACCUUGGAGGUUGCACAGUGCAGCAGAUGGGAAUACGACACGAGCUUCUACCGGCGCACUAUUGUGCAGGAGUGGGACUUGGUGUGCCCUGACAAAUGGCUCGUGUCGCUGAGCCAGUCGGUGUACAUGGCCGGUUACAUGACGUCCAUGAUCAUUUUCGGCCAGCUGUCGGACAGGGUGGGCCGCAGGACAGUCAUAUGCAUCGCCCUCUGCGUGCUCUUGGUGUCCGGCUUCUCGACUCUCGUCGCGACCAGCUUCAUAGCGUUCGUCUCCCUGCGCUUCUUCGUCUCCCUCGGAGUCUCGGGAGUGGGCUCGACGUCGUUCGUUCUGCUGAUGGAAGUGAUUGGACCCAGCCUGCGUUCCCUGUUUGGCCUCGCAUACGAGUUUGGUUGGGCUACCGGUUACCUGGUGCUGGCUAUGGUGGCCUACUUCAUCCGAGACUGGUUCUACAUCCAGCUGGUGGCCAUGGUUGGGGCACUUGUGCUGCUUAUUGGCUUCUGGGUUCUUCCAGAGUCUCCUCGCUGGCUUAUGGCAAACAAACAAUUUGAUAAAGCGUGGAAGGUAAUUGACCACGCUGUUGAGCGCAACGAAGCAGAUAGAGAGGAGGCCGAGCGGAAGUUUGCACUGCUGAAGGUCGAGUGCGAGAAGGAUCAACCCAAGCACAUUUUUGGCAAAGCCAACUUGCUCGAUCUUCUCAGCUGGCCGAGGUUGCGGCGGCGUACCUUAAUACUCUUUGCAUGCUGGUUUGUCAACUCUUUCACCUAUUAUGCCAUGUCCCUCAACACCAACGACCUGGGGGGCAAUCCAUUCCUAAACUUCGCCAUCGCUGGUGCCGUCGAGUUCCCGGCGUACGCCAUCUCUAUCGUCAUAAUCAACAAAUUGGGGCGCCGUCCCUCCCAGAGCGGGUGCAUGGUCCUGGCAGGCAUAGCCUGCGCCCUGACCAUUCCCUUUUCGGGAGAUAAAUUGUGGCUCAAGAUCACUUUCGCCAUGAUCGGAAAGUUCCUCAUCACUGCAUCCUAUGGCAUCCUGUAUGUAUACUCGGCCGAGAUCUACCCUACUGUUGUGCGUCAGAUAGGGAUGGGCUCCAGUUCGACCAUCGCCCGUUUUGGAGCCAUCAUCGCCCCGUUCGUCAAGGAACUGGGCGGAGCGACGGACAAACGAGUCCCGUUUGCCGUGUACAGCGCCAUCUGCAUCUUGAGUGGCCUCUCUGUGCUACUCCUUCCAGAGACUACGGGAGUCCAGCUGCCGGACACGAUCGUUGAGGGUGAAGCAUUCCAAGUGGGUGACAACAAGAUGCAGCAGCAGCAGCAGACGACGAAUGUCACCCACGUCUGACCCUUUUCUGCUUGCGUGAUCUCUUCUGGGCUUCGUUAUCUGUGCCAAGGAUCAAAGGGGAGCGGCAAGAGUAUACUCACUUCGUUGACUGAUCAACUCAGUAGGAUUUGUUUUUUAGCAAGGAUACUUAUAAAUAUACACUAAUUUGUUUUAA